Messenger RNA from Cottoperca gobio, 3770 nucleotides. It is a transcript of the gene mttp, whose product is annotated as microsomal triglyceride transfer protein. Gene Ontology annotation, molecular function: lipid binding. The record is from RefSeq and is a predicted model, not a curated record. Gene Ontology annotation, cellular component: Golgi apparatus; endoplasmic reticulum; basolateral plasma membrane. The coding region runs from base 193 to 2853 and encodes 886 amino acids. The transcript is spliced from 18 exons. Gene Ontology annotation, biological process: lipid transport; cholesterol homeostasis; lipoprotein metabolic process. Lineage: Eukaryota; Metazoa; Chordata; Actinopteri; Perciformes; Bovichtidae.
AAUCUGUGUUCCUCAGGUUAAUUAUUUGCUGGCUAUCUCGUACUUAGUACUUAGCGUGGAGUUUGGAGUCUGCCCUCCCCUCCGAUAAAACAUAAUAGUUGAAGCUCGGACUUGCUUUGCCUUUCUUUUUCGGACCUUUACUUCCACUUCACCCGGGUUUUGGUUCUUCUGGCUUCAGAGAGUGGACACACAAUGUUAACUCAAGUUGUGUUCUUGCUUUGUGCAGCUUCCUGUGUCUCAACUUCUGCCAAAGGUGGUGCUGCUGGACCCCGGCUGAACAACGACCAGCUGUACAAAUUCAGCUACAGCACUGAUGUGCUGGUGGACAGGAACAGGGGGUCGAAAGAGGGCAGUGCUGGCUACAGGAUCUCGAGUGACGUGGACAUCAACCUGGUGUGGAGAGAUCCCAGCAGCAAAGAUAACCAACUGGUUCAACUGGCGAUCUCAAAUGUGAGGAUCGAGCCUGCGUCCCACCGAUCAGAGAAGAAGAAUGUCCUCCAUGGAUCCACUGCAGAGAGCGUUAUAGGAAAGGCCAAACUAGCAGCUCUGACUAAACCUUUCCUGUUGCAUCUGAAAAAUGGAAAGGCAAAGGCUUUUUAUUCCUACUGGGCCGAACCUGCAACCAUAAAGAACCUAAAAAGAGGGCUGGCCAGCUUACUGCAAGUACAGCUCAACACUGGGAAGGUUAUAGAGAAUGACGUGUCUGGAAGGUGCACAGUCGAGUACAAGGCGGUAAAAGGUCAAGUGACGAGAACCAAGAUCCUGGACACGUGUAAGACUGCGGAGACCGGCUUCACCACACACAUUCAGGUGUUGGGUGUGGACAAGAAGUCCAGUUCUGUUACAACGUUCACACUUGAAGAUGGAUUCAUCCGCUCGGCCGUGGCUGAAGAAACGCACUCACUGGUUCUUAACUCUCGCAGAUCUGCUGCAGUUAAAGUCGUGUCCAGGCAAACCCUCACAUUUGUAGGGACAGGGGCUGGCCCGCUGGAGUCCGCUGGCAAAGAUGUGGCUGGGGUGGUCAAGUCAAUCGAUGCAAAGCUUGCGGCUGUUGGUAUCAUUGCGGAGAAGGUCACAUCCAAAUGCAAGGGCUGUCCUUCACUUUUUGAACAUUGGCAGACUCAACAGAAGCAGCUGGAGCCAGCGCGCCUGUCCAAAGCCACGGCUCCCCGCAGCUUCCUGGCCCUCAUCCAGAGCAUUAGGAAGGCAUCCAAAGAUGAGAUCCUCAAAGUGCUGAAGAGUGCCAGCAAGACAUCUCUACCUCAGGUGGUGGAUGCUGUGACCUCCUCCCAGACCGUUGCUUCUCUAGAUGCCAUGCUUCAGUUCCUGAACUUCACCGAUGCAAAAGGUUUUGUUCUGCAGGAGAGGUUUCUCUACGCAUGUGGCUUUGCUUCUCAUCCCAACGAGAGAAUGCUCCAGGUUCUGCUGGACAUUUCAAAGGGAAAGAUCGGCAGCACAGACAUUAAAGAGUCUGUUGUGAUCAUAAUGGGAGCCCUGGUCCAUAAACUGUGUCAGAAAGGAGGGUGCAACUUACCGACCGUGGUGGAGGUGAAGAAGCUGAUUUUAGACGGUCUUGGCAGCACGCAGGUAGAGUCUGAGGUCCAGAUGUAUCUUCUGGCUCUGAAGAACUCUCUGCUUCCCGAGGCCAUUCCCAUCUUUACCAAAUAUGCCGAGUCAGAGGUGGGAGCUUACAGCACCAUCGCCCUCACUGCCCUGCAGAGAUACCAUGUGGACCUCAUGACCAGUGAGGUGAAGCAGACAGUAAACAGGGUUUACCACCAGAAUCGACGAGUCUACGAGAAAAACGUGAGAGCUGCCGCUGCUGACGUUAUCCUGAGCAGCAGGCCCUCGUACAUGGAGGUGAAGAACCUGCUUCUGUCCAUUGGAAGCCUGCCUCAUGAAAUGAACAAGUACAUGCUGUCCAAGAUCCAGGACAUCCUUCGCUUCCAGAUGCCAGCCAGCAAAGUAGUACAACGUGUUAUGAAGGAUACAAUUUCUCAUAACUACGACCGUUUUGCAAAAGUUGGGUCAUCGUCUGCAUACUCAGGAUUCAUGGCAAAAUCUGCUGAUGUGACCUCCACAUACAGUUUGGACAUCCUGUAUUCAGGCUCUGGGAUCCUGAGGAGAAGCAACAUGAAUAUUUAUGCUGCUAGUAAAGGUGCACUUCUCCAUGGACUGCAGGUGGCAAUUGAGGCCCAGGGUCUAGAGUCAAUGAUCGCUGCCACAGCCGACGAGGGAGAGGAGGACCUGGAGUCUUUCGCUGGGAUGUCGGCUUUGCUGUUUGACGUCCAACUGCGUCCCGUCACCUUCUUCAAGGGUUACAGCGACCUCAUGUCUAAAAUGUUCUCCAUGACCGGGGAGCCCAUGAAUGUAGUGAAGGGUCUCAUCCUGCUGACUGAUCAUUCUGAGGUGAUCCAGCUGCAGUCCGGUCUGAAGGCGAGUGCAGAAUUCCAAGGAGGGUUAGCCAUUGACAUCUCUGGAGGCAUGGAGGUCAGCCUGUGGUACAGGGAGUCCAAGACCAGCGUCAACAACAGGGGAGCAUUGGUGGUCACUGGCAACGUUACAGUGGACAUGGACUUUAUGAGAGCGGGUGUUGAGGUCAGCUUCGAAACAGAGGCUUCGCUAGACUUUAUCACCACCGUCCAGUUUUCAGAAUAUCCCUUCCUGGUGUGCAUGCAGAUGGAAAAAACUACCUUCCCCUUCAGUGAAUAUCUGACCAAGUAUGAGAGCGUCUCAUCAGGGAAGACAGUUGUGUCUCAUAAGAGCAACAAGCAGCUUGUCCCCGGCUCUGAAUUCCCUCUUCACCAGGAGAACUCAAACAUGUGCAAGAAGGUGUUUGACUCCAGCUGGUAGAAGCCAUAGCAUGAACUAUAGCAUAGCAUGAAUAUUGUCACUCAAAGGUUUAUUGCAUUCAGAGACAGCUAUCACACCUCAGCCUCCUGCAGUGAAAGUACGCAAGAGAGAAAAGUCGUGAAUGUUUUUUUUUUUUGCAAUGUUUACAUUCCUGUGAGUAUUUAAGUCAUUUUUAAUUUGACAUUUUGUUUGAAAUCAGGAAUUCUUGCAGUGUCUUUUUACGGAUUUCCUCAAAAAUGUAUUUAUGAUGGGCACACACGGGAUGUAUGUUUUAUUUGAUGGGUAAUACUCAACAUGAAUAGUGCCACUGUAAUUAUCCCAACACAGUAAAGAUGUAAAGAUGUAAAUAUCACACUGGAGACAGUGGAUUAACUCUCCCCCAUGAAUGCAAACGCUCCUUUCUGUCAACAUUCCUUCAUCUUUUAAUUAAAUGUGUUUACUGAGGAGGAGUAACGUAUUGUUUGAUGUCACUGUAUCACUGUUCACACACUUGAAAUAAUAUAUAAUAUUAAUUAAUUCCAUUUUUUAUAAUCAGGUUGGUGAUUUUUUUCUUUGUAAUUGCACCUACGGAGACGGUGUGUGUGUGUGUGUGUGUGUGUGUGUGUGUGUGUGUGUGUGUGUGUGUGUGUGUGUGUGUGUGUGUGUGUGUGUGUGUGUGUGUGUGUGUGUGUGUGUGUGCGCGCAUCGUCUUUACUUUGUACUUACAAAAUUUGAGGUGAAAAUCAAAUCUCCAUCAAUCAAUCCAUCGACACUUGAAUAUAUCUUUUGUACAUAGCUGUAAUUGCUUGCUGUUUGUCUGAAAACAUUUGGCUAGUUUUAAGACUUUUGAGAUACUCUAAACUUGUGUUUCCAUGUUUAGGGAUCAGUUUGUUAGAUGUAUAAUUGGCUGACAAUAAAUGUGCAGUGGAAACAAUUUG